AUGGCCACGUAUAUACCAGGAGGAUCAAGAUCCAUUGGUUCGGGCCACUGGCUAUGGGGGGGAAUAAAUGGGGUUGCAACAAAAAUGCCAGGAAGGGGUAGAAGAAGUGGAGGAAAUUGUGGAAGAAGUGGAGGGAGGAGGGCGGAAAAAGGAAGAGCGAAAGGGUUAGGAGGAAAAAAUGAAGGGGGAGAAGGAGGAAAAUUGGGUAGGGUGGAAGAAAUUGAAGAGGAGUGGGAAGGGGGAGUGGAAAUAAGAGGGGGGACGUUUGAAGGUCCCGGAAUAGGGGAAGAAAUAGGAAAGGGGACGUUUGAAGGUCCCGGAAUAGGGGAAGAAGAGGGUGAAGGAGUAGGUGUAAACUUAGGAGGGGAAAGGUUGGGAGAGUGUUGA
Funneliformis geosporum is the source of this 387-nucleotide messenger RNA. The record is from the annotation of a GenBank genome assembly. NCBI's taxonomy places the organism in Eukaryota, Fungi, Glomeromycota, Glomeromycetes, Glomerales, Glomeraceae.